AUGUCUCUGCGCGGCCUCAGCACGGCCACGGCAGCUAUCCGACCUGCUGUCCGCCCGGCAGUUCGCCCCACAAUCUGCGCCCGAGCGUUCUCGCAAUCAACCCGACUUGACGCCCUUCCCCGCUCCGCGAUCCCGACAGGAAAGAGCGGGGCCAGCGGCGCCUCAGGCAGCAGCGGACCGAAGGGGAGCGGCGAGUCGGACUCGCGGCGGCGCGCGACGCGCAUCCAGAAGACGAUCAUGUGGGCGUCCCUCCUGCCCAUUAUCGGGUACUGGUUCUUCCCGCAGCGGCGGGUCCUGAACCCAGCGCAGUACUCGGAGCACACGAUCGACAGCGUGCAGCUCCUGUCGCCGCGGCAUGCCGAGCUCUCUGUGCGCCUCCUGCCGCAGGAGACGCGGCAGUUCGGCAAGGGGGCCUUCCCCUUCCCCUACGUCGGGUACACGGGGAGCAUCUACUCCGUCUCGCCGCAGAUGUACGAGGCCCUCGUGGCGCAGACGCAGGACGAGACGCCCGACGACGGAUCAGUCGUCGUGCAGCACGUCAUGCUGCGCAACCCCGACAUUCAGAUCGAGCGGCACUACACGCCCGUCAACGACGUGGCGCGCGACGGACGCAUGAACCUCGUCGUCAAGAAGGUGCGCAAUGGCGAGCUUGGCCGGAUGGUGUUUGGGCUCAAGAAGGGAGACCAGGCCGGAUUCCGCGGACCCAUCACCACGUUCUCGAUUAAGCCCGACGAGUACGACACGGUCGUCAUGGUCUCCACUGGCACGGCUGUUGCACCCUUCCUCCAGCUCCUGGACAAGGCCAAGGUCGGAAACACCAAGUACAAGCUCCUCCAGGCACAGGCUCCUGAGCGGGACGACUGGAGCGCAAAGCUCAUCAAGAAGCACCAGCAGAAGUACGGUGACAAGCUUGACGUCAACCGCAUUCCGCAGGGAGAGGUGCAGAAGGAGGACAUUGCCGAUGCGCUCGCCGACGCCGGCCGGGUGUGCGUCCUCGUCUGCCUGCCGCCGAAGCUCAUGGGCCCAUUCUGUGGUCCCCUCACACCGACGCUCGAGCAGGGUCCCCUGACCGGCACGCUGAAGGAGCUGGGUCUCAACUCGAAACAGGUCUGGAAGCUCGAGUGA
Trichosporon asahii var. asahii CBS 2479 is the source of this 1125-nucleotide messenger RNA. RefSeq lists its product as uncharacterized. Bases 1 to 1125 code for a protein of 374 amino acids. The record is from RefSeq and is a predicted model, not a curated record. NCBI's taxonomy places the organism in Eukaryota, Fungi, Basidiomycota, Tremellomycetes, Trichosporonales, Trichosporonaceae. The transcript has a single exon. Gene Ontology annotation, molecular function: oxidoreductase activity.